Messenger RNA from Acanthosepion pharaonis, 600 nucleotides. The record is from the annotation of a GenBank genome assembly. NCBI's taxonomy places the organism in Eukaryota, Metazoa, Mollusca, Cephalopoda, Sepiida, Sepiidae.
AUGCUCAAAAUUCUAUCUAUCUAUCUAUCUAUCUAUCUAUCUAUCUAUCUAUCUAUCCGAUAUGAAUUAGGUGUCUUCUUACUUGCAAGAUCUAUACGGCUAUCAAGCACCACACUUAACUUCCUCUCAUCUGUUCAUUCUAUCUAUCUAUCUAUCUAUCUAUCUAUCUAUCUAUCUAUCUAUCUAUCUAUCUAUCUAUCUAUUUUUUCCAAGACUAUCUAUCUGUCUGACGAAGUAAUUUCAAGCACUAUCUAUCUAUCUAUCUAUCUAUCUAUCUAUCUAUCUAUCUAUCUAUCGAUGCUGGAUGCUUCUUUUACUGUUACUAUCUUUGACCUCCAAAUAGACAUCAGAUGUAAGCCGACCCGUAAACCUCUAUUUUAUGAUCGCCAUUUUGUUUCUGCAGUUGAAAAGUCGGAUCUAGUGGAACUCAUAUGUAUCGGUGGAAAUGAGUACAAGAGAGGCUCGGAGAAUCAAUCGAUCGACAACACAGAAAAGAAGACAGAAGACCAAAUAAAGGAAGAUGAGAAAGAUCAGCCCAUAGCUGUAAGGACUAUCGAUCAUCGAUUCUGGUCCAUGGAACAAAAGAAAAAAAAAGAAUGA